This is a messenger RNA of Melitaea cinxia (Glanville fritillary), 803 nucleotides long. Its product is annotated as histone chaperone RTT106-like. The record is from RefSeq and is a predicted model, not a curated record. The transcript has 3 exons. NCBI's taxonomy places the organism in Eukaryota, Metazoa, Arthropoda, Insecta, Lepidoptera, Nymphalidae. The coding region runs from base 20 to 790 and encodes 256 amino acids.
CCUCACUCUGGCGCCAGUAAUGAAAAAAGUGGGUAGUGUACCCACUGGCAAGAAUGGGCCAACUGGCCUUGUUGGAAAAAGCAUGCCAAAAGUAGGUUUUACUCUUCCUACUAGCGGUAAAUUACCUACUAUAUCAUCUGUUCCUGCCAAAAGCUAUGCAUCAUCUUCUUAUACGCCUACACGAAACAAUAAAUCGUCAUCAUUUGGCAUAAUAUGGAUACCAGGUAGAAACAGAAAUAAACAUAAAGAAUCGGUGUAUAAGACGUAUCAAAAUAAGCGAGUCGUGGAUCGAGCGCCAUCUAUGUAUAAUUUUAUGUCGGAAGAUUCAUCAAGCCAGUCAUUUUUGAAGAAGAAAGAAGAUGAAUCUGAUCUAUUGGUACCUCAGCAUAGUGGUCACAUUCCAGUAGCCAUUACAGGAGCAGGUGUUAUAGCUGCAUCAGAACAUCCAGAAAUAGUGAACACAAAUCCCGAAGAAAAGCAAGACUUUAUUAAGCGGGACGAUGAAGACAGCAAGGAGGCAGCUGGUGAUACAAAAGAUGACGAUAAUGAUGAUGAUGAUGAUAACGAUAAAAAAUCUGAUAAGGAUUACCUUGAAAAUGAUGAAAGAGAAAAAGAAUCUUCAAAUAAUAAGACAGAAAAGGAAAAAUUAGCAGAUAAUGUUGAUAGUGUGUUCCUAAGGUCUCUACCGCCUCAUAAAACCAGGUCGACUGCUUCCACCGUUGAGGAUGAAGAGUGUGGCAUUAAAUGCCUUUAUUAUACUUUGCAGUGUUGCGAUUGCGUUCUCAUGUAAGCUGCCAUUUCAU